AUGAAGAUGAUAGCUAUAGCCAUCCUGCUGCUGAUGGUGGGUGUGCUGAGAAUGGUGGCUGGACAGGCUCCAGGAGAUGAACAAGAACUGUGUUCAGUAUCUCUACCUGCCCUUGGAGUGAACAUUGUGGAGGACCCUCCUAAUGGAAGGAUUCUAAUGGACUCCAGUCACUACAACCGAUUGCUCCCACCAAACUCUAAUCCAGUGUGGCAGGCAGUGGACCUUGAUGGUAACAAUCCCAUUGGGACCCAAUCAUCAUGGGUAGAACAAGGAUCUAACUGUAUGUCUGUCGUCACUGUUUGUGGUUGGUCAGGUGGAGAUCAGAACAACUGGCUUUUCACUCAGCACAUUAAUAGAACAGUAGAUGAAUAUUUCCUACAGCAAGUCUCUGUACAGAUUGAAUACCAGCAGAGCAUUUGCCCUGAUGAAAGCAGUACAAGAUGCAGGAGAACGUUUGACAUACUGAAGUACGAGACCUCUGUAAUAAAUCCUGUAGUUGCCAGGGAAACUGAUAAUUAUGCACUUAUACGAACCUUGACAACUCAGGUCUUUGGAACUACCACAAAAAAUACUGAAAACUUUGGAUUCAACACCGAUGAGUCUGGAUUCUACCUCGCUAUUAGAGAUCCUGGCACUUGUAUUGCCAUCUCUCGACUGAUUGUCUUCUAUAAUGUCUGUCCUGGUGAAACAGUCAACUUGGUGGUGCGUCCUGAGACAAUAGCUCCAACAGUGGGGUCUGGCAUACAGCUCAACGUUAAUGCAUCCUGUGUCCAGAACUCCAGCACAGUAGUGUCACUCAUUUGUUUGGAGAGUGGUAACUGGGUUGCUGCAGCCUCCAGUAGGUGUGAGUGCAACACUGGGUUUGUUCCCACCAUGAACGGAGGAACUUGUUUGUCCUGUGACCCUGGGUUCUAUGCCAGUGUGGCUAAUGGGGAGUGCCUAACAUGCCCUAGCAACAGCAACAGUACAGCCUCAGGCCUAGCAGAGUGUCCAUGUGAUGAUGGCUACUACAGAAAACCACAAGAGGUGGACCUUCCCUGCACCCUUCCCCCGUCCCCUCCACUCAAUGUAAGAGUGGUGAGUACAUCCAGUACCACACUAACACUAGCCUGGGAGGAGCCAGUAUCCACUGGAGGUAGGGGGAGAGAUGAGCUACGAUACAACCUCUGGAUCAGGGCGGCUGAGGAGAAUGAUAUCAGACUAUCUAAUACUGUCACCUCCACCAUAGGAGUGAUUGGAGGUCUAUUCCCAGACAUUGAGUACACAGUGUUUGUGACAUCAGAGACAGAUAUAACGGAUCAGAUCCCUGUGGAAGAGGUGUUAAUUCUGGCCAGAGGAGAUGCACUUGUUCAAGCUACCAGACAGACUGCAACUACAACUACUGUAUUAACUACAACUACUGUAUUAACUGCCCCAGCAAACUCUAAACUAGUAGUGGGGCUAACUGUGUCUGUUGUGGCUGUAGUGAAUGCUGCAAUCGCUGUUAUAAGUGUUGUCAUCUGCAUUGCUUAUUUGUACCACAAGAAGCGAGUGUGGAAACUAGAGAUUGAGCUACGGAAAAUGCAGGUGGUGCAUCUAUCACAUGAAGGAUCCCCAUCACAUGAAGAACUCAACCCUGCCACUCAGCCGAAUCUAUCAUAUGAAGGAACCAACCCUGCCACUCAGCCGAAUGCCGGAUCGCAUUAAUUGUGGGAACUGUUCCAGACAAUAUGCAUGAAACUGUCAUAGACUACGAAGUUGUUGUUUAAUUCAUGUUAAACUGUACAACAAAUAAUAUGAUGUGCUUCGAAG
Halichondria panicea is the source of this 1791-nucleotide messenger RNA. RefSeq names its product ephrin type-A receptor 4-B-like. The transcript has 5 exons. Bases 1 to 1686 code for a protein of 561 amino acids. Gene Ontology annotation, molecular function: protein binding; transmembrane-ephrin receptor activity. Gene Ontology annotation, cellular component: plasma membrane; dendrite. The record is from RefSeq and is a predicted model, not a curated record. Gene Ontology annotation, biological process: axon guidance; protein phosphorylation; ephrin receptor signaling pathway. NCBI's taxonomy places the organism in Eukaryota, Metazoa, Porifera, Demospongiae, Suberitida, Halichondriidae.